AUUUGCUCUGUGUCGAUAUCUGGAAAACCGGGUAAGUAUGGGCUGGUAAUCCCUGCUUUUGACUCGCAGCCGAACAAUCAGACACCCUUCGUCUAGCUUUGCGUCCUCUAUCCAGCUGAAGAACAUCCUCGACGACACAGUACAUCUGGGAGGGUGGCACUGCUAUUCUUUGCGUUACCAAAAGUUUGAUGGUCCUCCCACAUGAAUCUUCGUGUACCGGCCUCGGACUCGAUGCGAAUGUCCUUCGUCAUGGAGGACUACGGCUUCUUAUAAGUGGGCCAGAGCAUUCGCUGUGCACCUUCAUCUGAUCCCGACCUCGAUGGCUGCCACGACCGUCGCUCGAGAGUACUCCGUGACUACUGAUCUCAUCCCGCCGCUCGACCCUUCACGCUUCAAGCCAACUCAGCAAGAGCUCGAGUUCCUCAAGUCUACUAUAUCUGAUGACGAGGAUACGAUACGUGAACGUGUCCUCGAAGUACAGCGAGAAGCAUAUCAGCAAUACCCGUACCCAUGCAUCAGAGCCUUCCACCAUAUUUCCCUCAUGAUGUGCGCUAAUAAAGUAUACCCCCAAGUCGUCAAAGGAGGGAAGGAGAACGGCUGUUUCUUCCUUGAUCUCGGAUGCUGCAUGGGGACGGACGUCCGCAAGCUCGUCGCAGACGGAUAUCCCGCCGACCAUGUUAUCGCCUGUGACCUUCGUGCCACAUUCAUCGAUCUCGGCCUAGACAAACUGUACCGUGACCGUGGAACGUCCCAGAUCACCUUCUUCGCGGGCGACAUCUUCGACUUCACUCCUCACACGUCGUCGCCACAAAUUCAGUCGGUCACCAAAAAACCCUUAUCUACAUGUUCCUCUUUCGACGACGUCGUCGGGAAGAUCUCACAUCUAUAUGUGGGCGCUCUGUUCCACCUUUUUGUUAAGGAUACCCAGCUUGCGCUCGCAGAGAGGCUGGCCCAUAUCUUGAAAAGGGAGAAGGGCUCGGUGAUAUUCGGAAGACAUCAAGGGAAACAGGAAGAGGGGUACCUCGACGACGGCAUGAUGAAGCGAGUUCGAUACGGCCAUUCUCCCGAGUCCUUCAAGAAGCUUUGGCAAGACGUGUUCAGAGCUCUGGAAGGUGAGGACUUUGUUAGAGAACACGUCGUUGUGGAUGCCGAGCUAGGGGAUGCUAUCAUUCCGGGACGAGAUGAUACGAUGAUGUGGUGGAGUGUCGUCAUAAUCUGAGGCGAAAACCAACACGAUUGUGCCACUCGAGCUCUUGCUACAUCUGCUUCUUUCUUUAACAUUUUAGCGUCUCAAAGUCCCUAGCUCGUUGUAUAGCUGUUACAACCACACUGAAUCGUCGUUCGU
Stereum hirsutum FP-91666 SS1 is the source of this 1345-nucleotide messenger RNA. RefSeq lists its product as uncharacterized. The transcript has 7 exons. The coding region runs from base 320 to 1219 and encodes 299 amino acids. Lineage: Eukaryota; Fungi; Basidiomycota; Agaricomycetes; Russulales; Stereaceae. The record is from RefSeq and is a predicted model, not a curated record.